CUCCUAUUUAUUUCUCUGUGUGUGUGUGUGUUCCUAUCAGGAUAACUAAAUAAGUUUUCUAUCUGAAUUGUUGUGAUUUGUGGGUGUCUUGGUUAGUGAGUUAUGGGUUCAUUCAGUUGUGUUGUGUAAUUGGCUUUUACAGUGUCUUGUGGCUUGUGCCUUGAUGCGAAGGAGAGGUUGUUUACAUUUCUUUUGGUGUCGCUGUCUUUUUGUGGAUGCAAUUUGCUGUUGAGGGGUGUAGUUUUUAACUAUGUUGUUAAUUCUUUGGAAAGUAUUCAUAGUCUUAUGUUGUUGGGGGUGGCUUGUGUCUUGAGAUUUUUCUGUUGGGGUGUCUUUCAUUUUUUAGGGUUGUCUGAUCUAGUGAGAAGAAUUGUUUUUUACCAAUAUUAACUUGGUUAAAUAAUUUAUUUUUGAAUUAAAAAAAAUUAUGAUUUGUGGAUUCAAUUUUUUUGUAAAUUUAUCAAUGGCUAUCAUCAUUCUAUCUUACUAUUACUUUUUUUUUGAAACAGGAACUACCAUGGAUUCAAACAUUGCGAAUGAUAAGUUUUUGAGUUUGUUGAAUGUUCGUCCAGGUCCAGACCUGAUCAGUUAUCUACCUGAAGGCAUUUUGUUCACUAUCUUGUCUCGACUUCCAAUUAGAGAAGUUGUUCGAACUAGUUUGUUAUCUACUAAAUGGAUUGAUCUAUGGAAAUCCAUCACCAAAGUAUAUAUUGAUGACCUUGCAUUCCAUAACAAAGUGACAAUAAACAAGGAAGACAUGGCUAAAUUUGUGAACUUUGUGACUGAAGUACUUCUUCACCUCAACAAUUCAACAAUUGAGGACUUCUCUCUCAUGCUAUCCAGCCAACAAUAUGAUCCAUAUGUGACUACUUCAUGGAUAUCAUGUGCAUUGAAAAAGCAAGUUAAAAAACUUCACAUUCAAUUUGCAGAUCAUGCCUCCAUCUCAUUAUGCUCCCCAUCCAACUACAAUUUUCUUUUGGAAUUAGUGCUUGACAUGGGUUGGACCAUUGAAAUUCCUUCCAUUUACUCUCUUCAGUUUUUGCAAGUGCUCAGACUUCAUAAGGUUAGAAUACUCAAAACUCAUAAUAAAGAUUCCAAUGAUAUAGUUCUGAACUUUCCAUCACUCAAAGUGUUUGAAGCAAGACAAUGUGUAUGGUCCAACAUCAUUCUACAAGCACCAAUGUUGGAAAGUUUUUCCUUUAUGAUAUUAGACAAUUGUCUAUCGCCUACUGAAUUGAAGAAACUACAUGGUUCUUAUUUCAAGAUUUAUGCUUCUCCUUUGGCAUUCUCAUACCAUGGUCAUCUACUGCAUGAUCUCAUUCUAUUAGACCCUCCAUCUUCUGUCAAAGCUUCCACUGUGGAACUCUUUUUUGAUGAAUGUAUUGAGGAGAGGAUUCAAAAAACCAGAAUCGGGUUGGAAAUGCUUCUAAGUCAUUUCCAUGAAGCUGAAAGCCUAAAAUUGAAGCUUAACAAUUUCAUUCAAGGGCCAAAUGAUCAUUAUUUUGCGAAUCCACCUAUAUUCGAAAGGUUGGUUUAUUUGGAAGUGGAAAGAGUUGGAGCUGAUACAUUGUUUAAUCUACUCAACAAUGCAAAAUAUCUCAGGACUUUAGUGCUGAAAAAUUCAACAUUUUCUUUUAAGGAAAAUAUCUUGACUUCUGCAGCAACACCUGAAUGUUUUAAUUCUAGCCUUAAGGAUGUUCAAUUCAAACAGUUUAGAGGGGUUUUUUGUGAAUUUACUUUGGCAAAGUUUGUGCUAAAGAAUGCAACGAUCUUGGAGAAGAUGACUAUCUUCCCACAUUCGCUACUACGAGAUUCAGAUGCGGGGUUUGAAGCAGUUAAAUGGAAGAUACUAUCAUAUCCAAGAAAAUCUAGUAGUGUUUCAAUUGAAUUUCCUAUCCAAUUUUAAGAGUACAAAUGGAAACUUCAUUCUAAAUCCUUUACAUAAACAAUAUAGAGUAGUUGUAAUUAUAUUGUCUAUGUUGUCUAUCUAGCUACC
Lotus japonicus is the source of this 1996-nucleotide messenger RNA. RefSeq names its product F-box/FBD/LRR-repeat protein At3g14710-like. NCBI's taxonomy places the organism in Eukaryota, Viridiplantae, Streptophyta, Magnoliopsida, Fabales, Fabaceae. The record is from RefSeq and is a predicted model, not a curated record. The transcript is spliced from 3 exons. Gene Ontology annotation, molecular function: protein binding. Bases 428 to 1906 code for a protein of 492 amino acids.